AUGGGUCUAGACUGCAACAAGCAGGAAACUCUGCAGAAGGAGAAACAGGUGAUGUUGCUGAAGGAUGAUGCCAUACCAAGUGCAGAUCAGAUUCGUAUAACAACAUCUUUGAAAAGCCAAAGAGGAUCAGUGUGGACAAAAAACAAGUCAGUAUUUGAAUAUUGGGAAGUUGAAGUGACCUUUCGAGUUACAGGAAGAGGCCGCAUUGGAGCUGAUGGAUUGGCCAUCUGGUUUACAGAAGAGCAAGGCUUGGAAGGUCCUGUUUUUGGGGCAGCUGAUAAAUGGAAUGGUGUUGGAAUUUUCUUUGAUUCGUUUGACAAUGAUGGAAAGAAAAACAAUCCUGGAGUGAUUGUUGUAGGCAACAAUGGAAAACUUCUGUAUGACCAUCAGAAUGAUGGUUCCACGCAAGCAUUGGCGUCCUGUCAGAGGGACUUUCGUAACAAGCCCUACCCUGUUCGAGUAAAGAUAACAUACUACCAAAAAACAUUGACUGUAUUAAUUAACAAUGGCUUCACUCCGGAUAAAGAAGACUAUGAAUUUUGUGUGAAAGUGGAAGAUAUGGUGUUGCCAUCACAAGGAUAUUUUGGAAUAUCUGCAGCAACAGGGGGUCUUGCAGAUGAUCACGAUGUCCUGUCUUUUCUGACCUUCCAGUUGACUGAGCCUGGGAAGGAACUACCAACACCAGAUGCAGAAAUUCCUCAAAAAGAUAAAGAGAAGUAUCAAGAAGAGUUUGAACACUUUCAACAAGAAUUGGAUAAAAAGAAAGAAGAAUUUCAAAAGGAACAUCCUGAUGUGCAAGGACAGCCAGCGGAUGAUCUCUUUGAAACUGUAAGCGAUCGUGAACUGAGGCAAAUCUUUGAGGGGCAGAAUCGAAUUCAUCUUGAAAUCAAACAGCUUAAUAGACAAUUGGACAUGAUUCUGGAUGAGCAGAGGAGAUACGUCUCUGCAGUCACAGAUGAGAUUGCUAAAAGAGGAGCUGGUUUUCCAGGUCAACAAGGACAGGUUUCCCAGCAAGAGAUUGAGACAGUUGUGAAAACUCAAGAAGAGGUUGUUAGACAAAUAAAUGAAAUAAGAAAUUCCAUGGCUGAUACUCUGAGGUUGAUCAGUGGAGCUCAACAUCCUGGCUCUGCCGCAGGAGUCUAUGAAACAACUCAGCACUUCAAUGACAUCAAAGAACACCUUCAUGUAGUAAAGAGGGACAUUGAGCAUUUAGUACAACGAAAUAUGCCAUCUAGUGAGAAAUCAAAGUGUCCAGACUUGCCACCGUUUCCAUCAUGCUUAUCUACAAUGCACUUCUUCAUAUUUGUAGCGGUGCAAACAGUGUUAUUCAUUGGUUAUAUCAUGUAUAGGAGUCAACAAGAAGCAGCAGCCAAAAAGUUCUUUUGAUGACCUGUUCCUUUUGUGUGUACAUGACAGCAUCGUUUCUCCUUGGAACUUCCAUAAUUGCCUCGUCACUCACUGGAUCAAAGGAAAGCUCCCAAUUGCCCAGCUCAAAUUUUGCCCUGUCUGUUCUUGAAGUGAUAGCAACAAAUUUGGACUUUAAGAAUAUUUGUCAGUUGAUGUAGCCUCCUAUUAUGGCUGGCUACUAGAAGUUUCUUUCAGCACUGACAACCUAUUUGGUUCUUAUCAAGUAAGAUUUCAGGACUAGGAGGAGAAGACACCUUGGAAUCUGGUUUGACAAUAUGGGGGAGAAAAGUCUAAUGUGAUUGUAUUUGAAGU
Nipponia nippon (crested ibis) is the source of this 1719-nucleotide messenger RNA. NCBI's taxonomy places the organism in Eukaryota, Metazoa, Chordata, Aves, Pelecaniformes, Threskiornithidae. The record is from RefSeq and is a predicted model, not a curated record.